AUGCGGUCAGGCGGGCGGCGCGGCGCACUGGCUGAUGGGCAGCGCGGCGCACUGGCUGGCGGGCGGUGCGGCGCACUGGCUAGUGGGUGGCGCGGCGCGCUGGCUGGCGGGCCGUCCGUGGCGCGCUGGCGUGGUGCGCUGGCAUGCGCGCAAGCGUGGCGCGCUGGCGUGCGUGCUGGCGGGCGCGCUGGCGUGCGCGCUGGCGGGAAGCGCUGGCGUGCGCGCUGGCGUGCGUAUUGGCGUGCGCGCUGGCGGGGCGCGCUGGCGUGCGCGCUGGCGGGGCGCGCUGGCGUGCGCGCUGGCGUGCGCGCUGGCGGGGCGAGUUGGUGUGCGCGCUAG
Messenger RNA from Closterium sp. Yama58-4, 339 nucleotides. The record is from the annotation of a GenBank genome assembly. Lineage: Eukaryota; Viridiplantae; Streptophyta; Zygnematophyceae; Desmidiales; Closteriaceae.